This is a messenger RNA of Adineta steineri, 1456 nucleotides long. The record is from the annotation of a GenBank genome assembly. NCBI's taxonomy places the organism in Eukaryota, Metazoa, Rotifera, Eurotatoria, Adinetida, Adinetidae.
UUCUAUUGAAUGUGAACAAGAUAAAAUUGAAAAUAAAUCAACAAUUGAUGUAAAUCAAUCUGAUAGUAAUAGUUUAAAAACACUCAAUACAAUAUCUAUUCAUACAAAAAGUUAUAAUACAUCAGCAUAUCCUAAAAAAUUUCAUCAACAACAUAUAAAGAAAAGAAUAUCUCGAUCACCUGCUGAAUAUGGUAAACAUAAACAUAAACGAAGAAGACAUACACGAUUUGAAUUAAGAUCAAAAGCAUGCAUUAGUAAUAGAAAUGUCAAUUAUUCAUUUCUUAACAAUUUAUGUUUACUGUAUCAAAAUAAAAAACAGAAAACGAUGAAAAAACAUAAUAAAAAACAAAAACAAUUUAAAUCAGUAAAACAUAUUAAUAUUAAUGCAACAAAAGGAAAUUCCAGUACUACAAAUCUACGAAAUAAUCUUAUCAUUGAAUCGACAGAUGACUUAUCCAGUCUUCAUGCAGAACAACUACAAGUUUAUUUCGAAAACUUGAUACAAACAAUAGAAAUACCUGAUCAAUUUCAAUUAACUGAAGAACAGUUAAAUCAAAUUAUAAUCGAAGAAAAUAUUCGAAUACAUGACGUUGACCUUAAUGAAACAUCAAUGAAUACUUUUCAUUUGAACGAAAAACAGAUUCAAUUUUUGAUUGCUCAGAUAGAUAUGAUGAACUGGUUAUCAUUAAAUUCUAAUUUCUCAUUCAAGCAGCAACAAUUACCACUUAUUCUUCAUCUUAAUCAGUUAAUCGAAUUAUGUAAUCAACAACACAUCGAUAUAGAUAAACUUCUUAAUAAUCAAACUGAUUUACAAAAUUCAUUAUCACCCGUCAAUUCAAACUUUGAAUUCACUUUCUCAGCCUCACAAAUAGCAUAUAUAAUCAAUCAACAUAGUUUUGAUAUGAAAAAAGUAUUAGCUAUUCAACAAAAUUUAAAAAAAGAAGAUUCACAAACUCAACAGUUUCACUUGAACAUAUCACAACUUGCUUAUUUGUUUGUUAAUCGUCAUAUUAUGCAUAGUCAUGAAAUUGUUGGUCUUUCUGCUAGUCAAUUAAUAGCUUUAUAUAUGUUGCAACAAUCAUCAAUUCAAGAUGAUCAAACAUCAUUUUUUUCACUUACUUAUCAACAAAUAAAACAGUUAGCUUUGAUGCAAAAUAUGUCUUUGGAACAUCUUCGAGCAUUACCUAUUUCAAAUAAACCUCUACAACUAUCACAUAAUCAAUUAACUUAUAUUGCUAUGGAAAAUAAAAUAACAAUAGAACAAAUAACAUCACUUCACAGUAGUCAGAAAUCAAAAAUAUUAACUCAUAAACAGCUCUGUACUUUAAUUAACCAAAGUAGUCAAUUAACUGAAUUGAAAAAUUCCAUAAAUCUUAGACAAUCUACUGAUGAAUUUUCUCGUAUACCCCAAUAUAUUUGCUUGAAUGUAAAGCAAAUCUUUUCUCUUGCAUACUAU